AUGCGCUUGUUGACGCUACUCCUCCUCGCGGUGCCGGCCACCGUCUCUGCUUGCGAAGGCGAUUGCAUUGUCGGUACUACGAAUGCUUGGCUGAGUAACUACACUGCACCUAUCCAAACCGCCAUGGAAAGCAUCGCUACACAAAUCUCAAGGCUCAUUCCGAGUCACCCCAGCAUAGACACAACAUUCAGUUACCUCAACCCCAUUAUCACAGCCUACCACGACCAGUCCUAUCAGAACAUGGAGAACGGCAUCUUCCCCUCCUACUUCCAUGGCAAGUGUCUCGACAAGAACGGCAACGAGCCCGCCGGCUGUCCAAACCCUGAUUGCCCCGUCGUUUGUGGCACGCCCGGCUCGAUGGUGCACUUCUUCCCUAAGCUCCGGUAUAUCGCCUUCAACCAGACUUUGCACCUUCUUGAGACACUCUCGAGCCCGGGAUCGCCAAGCUACGACAGGAUGGAAGAACUCGUUCUCGACGCCAGCCAACGUCCGCCCGACGAGCGCCGGCGGCGUGGAUUCAGCAGGGUCUUCUCUCGUAGCGUCACCGACGGGAUCAAUGUCAUGCAGAACAACAAGAACGGCGCUGGUUCGCUUGUUCCUGGACUCGGACUCGUCUCUGGUUCUGGUUCUGGACUCGGGUCUGGUCCUGGGUCUCUUGACUUGAUUUCUGGAGUAGAGGAGUUGGCUGCGGCUUCCUCUUCGUCGUCGAAUAUGCUCGCACCCGCCCUGCCAAAGCGCGCCCAGGAUAUCAAGGCCGGGCUCAAGACAAUAAUGGCGCAAAUACCCGCGCUUAUGGAGGAGGCCUGCGGAGGGACUGGGGAUGGUGAGAAGAAUGGCUUGCCGCAUUGUAGCUGGGAAGUAGCUAUGAAGGAGUAUAUCUUGACAUUCCCUUAGUUGUGCAUGUUGUCGAAGCUAUCACUAGACAUGCCUAU
Molecule: messenger RNA, 932 nt
Organism: Dichomitus squalens LYAD-421 SS1
Lineage: Eukaryota; Fungi; Basidiomycota; Agaricomycetes; Polyporales; Polyporaceae
Exons: 2
Coding region: 1-894 (297 amino acids)
Source: RefSeq, a predicted model, not a curated record